Molecule: messenger RNA, 2555 nt
Organism: Uranotaenia lowii
Lineage: Eukaryota; Metazoa; Arthropoda; Insecta; Diptera; Culicidae
Product: ATP-dependent RNA helicase DDX24
Exons: 4
Coding region: 84-2540 (818 amino acids)
Cellular component (GO): nucleolus
Molecular function (GO): RNA helicase activity; ATP binding; nucleic acid binding
Source: RefSeq, a predicted model, not a curated record
UGUAAACACGUGCAAAGUGCGGUUUCUAUUCGGAUUUUAUCAGGAACUUUAAUUUAGCUUUUAUUCGAUAAUUUCGCUUUAAAAUGGUGCAAAAAGCGAAGAAGUUUCGCCAUAAGAUGAUGAAGAAACGCCCGGCAGCCCCAAAGGGUCCCAAAAGUCUGCCGGAAGCCUCCUGGAAACCGGUGAAACUGGAUGGACCGGUAAUAUCUGAUGACGGCGGUGACUUGGCUGGACUGAUAGGAUUGGAGAUCUUGGAAACUUAUGAUCGUUCCUUGGUUCUUAAGGAUAAGAAGCAGAAGUUGAAAAAAGAUCCCAUCUUGGAUGAUGAACCGGAACAUCCGGUGGACAAGGCUGAACGUAAACGUAAAGCUUCCCCGGAUCCGGACAGCGAUGAUGAAAAUCAUCGGAAGAAAAAGACCAAGAAAGAUUCCAAAAAGCUACGGAAAAACAAACCCGUUGAUCAAUCAGAUGAAUCCGAUUCUGGCUUUGACGAUAAACCGACAAAAAAGAAAAAACCUGCUAAAAAAGCUUCUGAGAAAUCUGGGGAAGAUUCAGGAGAGGAUGAAGAUGAUGACCAUAUUCCUGGUCAAUUUGUUAUGUUGAAAAAUAACUCGAAAGACGAGGCCAAAGACAAAAAGAAGAAAAAACGCAAAAAUAAGAAAUCUGAUAAAGAAGGAUUGACUAAAACAAAAUUCGACGCUGAGCAAUGUUACUCAUCUGCUGAGUAUUCUAAAUGGAUCGAGUUGGGUGUUUCGGAAAUAAUCAUAAAAGCGUUGGCCGAUAAAGGCUUCCAACAACCUACCGAAAUUCAAACCUUGUCGCUACCAGUAGCGAUUUUAGGGAAACGGGACAUAUUGGGAGCGGCCGAGACGGGAAGUGGAAAAACCUUGGCCUUCGGAAUCCCUUUGCUAGAAGGAAUUAUGAGACUUAAAUCAAAUGGUUAUCGUUUGAAAGCGAAAAGUUCUUCAGGUACUAAAAAAGUGUCUGAGGAUGAAGAAGAUUCUCGAGAGGGUCACGAGCUGACACCUCCACCGGAAGAGUUGGAAUAUUUCCCGGAUUCGAAAGAUGGGUCGGUGUUAAGUGAAAAAGAGCUGGAGAAAAAUGAUAAAAACCAACUGACUAAACCUUUGUAUGCGUUAAUUUUGACGCCCACUCGAGAGUUAGCGGUUCAAAUCAACGACCAUUUGAAGGCUGUCUGUAAAUACACGGAUAUAAAAAUAGCGACAGUUUUCGGAGGUUUGGCUACAGUCAAACAGGAACGUAUUCUGAAGCAAUGCCCGGAAAUUGUGAUUGCAACUCCAGGAAGACUGUGGGAGUUGAUUCAAGCUAAGAAUCCUCACCUUUGUAAAGUAGAUCAGAUUCGAUUCUUGGUUAUUGAUGAAACUGAUCGAAUGUUGGAAAAAGGGCAUUUCGAUGAACUUAAACAGCUGUUGGAGAUGAUCAAUAAAAACGAGGAGGCUACCAAGUUACGUAGAAAUUAUAUCUUCUCUGCGACUCUAACAAUGGAUCAUGAUCUGCCUGAGCAUCUUUCAGCCAAGGCACGAAAAAAUAAGAAAUUUCAAAUCACGAAAGAGACUACCGGUCAAAGAUUGAACCAUCUGAUCGAAAUCAUUGGAAUGACCAAUCCUAAGAUAGUGGACAUAACUCAGCAACACGGCACAGCUCACACUUUGAUCGAAUCGAGAAUUCUGUGCAAAACCGAGCACAAAGAUUUUUAUUUGUACUACUUUCUCCAGCGACAUCCCGGGAGAACUCUGAUAUUUUGCAACUCCAUCGAUUGUGUCAAACGGCUCGUUUCGCUGUUUACCUAUCUGAACUGUGAUCCACUCAGUCUUUUUGGAAGCAUGCAACAACGCCAGCGUCUGAAAAAUCUGGAACGUUUUACGGCCAAUCCCUCGGCAAUACUGAUUGCCACAGACGUUGCAGCGCGAGGUUUAGACAUUCCGAACGUAGAUCACGUCAUUCACUAUCAGGUGCCGAAAACCACGGAAAAUUACGUACAUCGCUCUGGUCGCACGGCUCGGGCCAGCAAAGAAGGCAUCACUGUACUCCUAAUAGGACCCAGUGAAACCAAGGACUACGUAAAACUGAACCAAUCCCUCGGUCGCACCGAAGAUUUGCCCCUCUACCCCACAUCCGAACGGAUGAUGCGCGAAAUCAAACAACGUGUUCAACUGGCGCGGGACAUAGAGCGACUGGACUUGCGACUGCGACGGUCCAAUGACGAGCGCGUCUGGGAAGACCAAGUUGCCAAACAAUUCCAGAGCGAUUCCGAUUUGGACAGCGAACAGGAGGAAGAACGACGCCUUGCCAAGGGUCGGGAAAAGCGACAGAUGAAGGCACGCCGACUCGAGCUCAGUCAGCUACUAGCCAAACCAAUCGUGAUGGAUCGAGUGGAAUUAAAAUUCCCUUCUUCAGCAGUUGCCGUUAGUCUUCCAGCGGAGAAGGAACAAUCGGCCAUCAAGCUGGUGCGCCAAGUGGCCGAGGAAAAUGCCCAGCUCAAGAAGCAACGUAACAAGAAGAAACAGAAGUUUAACUAACAAAAAUACAGAAUG